Messenger RNA from Aspergillus mulundensis, 1065 nucleotides. RefSeq lists its product as uncharacterized. The transcript has a single exon. Lineage: Eukaryota; Fungi; Ascomycota; Eurotiomycetes; Eurotiales; Aspergillaceae. The coding region runs from base 1 to 1065 and encodes 354 amino acids. Gene Ontology annotation, biological process: protein sumoylation. Gene Ontology annotation, molecular function: SUMO ligase activity; zinc ion binding. The record is from RefSeq and is a predicted model, not a curated record.
AUGAGCGAAACGGAGCUAUUGCCGCACAUGACCUCAUUUCUCAUGCAACCAAAGAUUCUCCGCCAGGAAGACGGCCCCAUUAAAGAGGCGGUUUCAUUAUCGAACAAUGAGAUGAGAACACGCGCAUUCUAUCAAGAGCAAGAUAAGGGGGGUCGCGUGCUUCGGACAUUCAAGGAGGGCACUCAAACCUACCGCAUCAGAUGCGUCAAGGUCCCAAAAUUAACUAAUGACUUGGAUGUACAUUCCUGGUGCGUUGCUGAGACUGCGUGGCCUACCGCAAUAUACGUGCAUGUCAACAACAUGGAGCUUUUCCCGCGCCGGAAAAUCCACAAUACCAGGGAUCUCCCAUUGGACAUCACUCCAGCUCUCCUGGAAGGUGUCAAUAAGAUUGAGAUUAGCUUCAUUUUGAGUUCAGCUGAACAGAAAAACUUUACGUUCGCUGUGGCUGCCGAAGUACUCACGUUCCGCUCCCUCGCCCUUGCGAAAGCCCUCGCCCAACCUCUGCCCGCUGCUGACUCUCAAAAGCGUAUCCAUGCCAGGCUUGCACGCAACCCUGAGAAUGAUGAUGACGAGCUAAGAAUUGUUAGUGAUGAUCUGAAGGUCACCCUUGUCGAUCCGUAUACUGCACGCAUCUUUGAUGUACCUGUGCGCGGUCGUCAUUGUGAACACACCGAAUGUUUUGACCAUAAGACGUUCCUGCAGACUCGCCUUCUUAAAUCUGGAGAUCAAUCUGCCAUAGAAGCGGACUGGAAAUGCCCCAUCUGCAGCCGAGAUGCUCGUCCCCAGAAUCUCAUUAUUGACGAGUUUCUUGCCGAUGUGCGCAACCAGUUGGAGCGUAUGAAUCGGUGUGAUGGCGCCCGCUUCCUGGAGAUCAAAGCCGACGGUACUUGGGACGUAAAGAGUGACGAUGAUGUCCCUUCUUCUGAGCAGCAGCCUUCCCGCACGACUCUGAAGCGAAAGUCAAGCGCUCAUGAGAACGGCCUCCGACGGCCGAAGGUUGAUCGCUCCGCCUCUGUGCCAGAUCGCACGCCGAAUCAGUCUCCCACAGUCAUUGUCCUGGACUGA